Messenger RNA from Capsicum annuum, 1474 nucleotides. RefSeq names its product senescence-specific cysteine protease SAG39. The transcript has 2 exons. The record is from RefSeq and is a predicted model, not a curated record. Bases 259 to 1278 code for a protein of 339 amino acids. Lineage: Eukaryota; Viridiplantae; Streptophyta; Magnoliopsida; Solanales; Solanaceae. Gene Ontology annotation, molecular function: cysteine-type endopeptidase activity. Gene Ontology annotation, cellular component: lysosome.
UAAAACAAGAUUAUACUAAUUAAUUAUGAAUCUUUUAUUCUUGAAAUGUGAUUACUAAACAAAUUAGCAACCACGGCAAAGAACUAAUUAGUCCAAAUCACAGUAUUUGGUAAGGAAAACUGAUAAAAACUAGUAAAACUUUUCUCAUAUUCAAGAAUCAAUAUAUACUAGUAUCUCCAAAGAAAUAUAUACACCAUUAAUUGCCUCCAUCGUACAAUAUUUCUCUUUAGUUGAAAAUAUCUGUUUAAUCUCUUCAUUAUGGCUGUACUUGAUAUGAAGUUCCUAGUUCUUGUUUUGGCGAUUCUUGGAAUAUGGGCGUCUCAAACUACAGCGCGUACACUUCCUGAAGAAUUCAUGAUGCAAAAAUACGACCAAUGGAUGAUUCAAUAUGGACAUGUAUACAGAACCAUUGCUGAAAAAGAGAGUCGUUUCAAGAUAUUCAAGGAGAAUGUAGAGCGUAUCGAAGCUUUCAAUGAUGCAGCAAACCAACCUUAUAAGUUGGGAAUCAAUGCAUUCGCAGAUUUAACUAACGAGGAAUUUAGAGCUGCGAGAAAUGGUUUGAAGAUUCCAUUUUGUGAACCAAAAAUUACUUCAUUCAAAUACGAAAAUGUUACUGCAGUUCCAACAGCUAUGGACUGGAGAACUAAAGGUGCAGUCACACCUAUCAAGGAUCAAGGACAAUGUGGGAGUUGUUGGGCAUUUUCUGCGAUAGCAGCAACAGAGGGAAUCACCAAACUCUCGACAGGAAAGUUGAUCUCUCUAUCAGAACAAGCACUGGUGGACUGUGAUAGAACGCGUGAAGACCAAGGAUGUGAAGGUGGUUACAUGGAAGACGCGUUUGAAUUCAUAGUGAAGAACAAAGGCAUAACAACUGAAAAAACAUAUCCAUACACAGCUGCUGAUGGAAGUUGCAACUCGAAAAAGGAAUCUUCCCCUGCAGCUGAUAUCAAAGGCUACGAAAAGGUACCUGCAAACAACGAGAAAGAACUACUCAACGCUGUAGCAAAUCAGCCUGUUUCAGUGUCCAUCGAUGCUAGUGACUUCUCAUUCCAAUUCUACUCGAGUGGAGUUUUUACAGGCGCGUGUGGAACUGAAUUAGAUCAUGGCGUUACAGCAAUUGGAUAUGGAAAAGCUGUAGACGGGACUAAAUACUGGUUGAUCAAGAACUCAUGGGGUACUAGUUGGGGCGAAAACGGAUUCAUAAGGAUGGAAAGGGGCAUUGAUGCUAAAGAAGGACUAUGUGGGAUUGCCAUGGAUGCAUCUUAUCCAACUGUUUAAUUAAGUAUAUUGUACAUUAAUGUAUAGCAAAUCCAAGGCUUACUGUUUAUUAUUUCACUUGAUUAUGUAAAUGUGUUAAAGAACAUGUCAAUUUGUGUGUAUAUGAUCAAUUUGGAAGCUGCUUCAAGCUUUUCAUUAUCUGUACAUAACUUAUGUUAAAACUACAAUAUGAAGUACAUACUUCUGCUUGUGACAA